Molecule: messenger RNA, 768 nt
Organism: Fibroporia radiculosa
Lineage: Eukaryota; Fungi; Basidiomycota; Agaricomycetes; Polyporales; Fibroporiaceae
Exons: 4
Coding region: 1-768 (255 amino acids)
Biological process (GO): mRNA cis splicing, via spliceosome
Cellular component (GO): catalytic step 2 spliceosome
Molecular function (GO): RNA binding
Source: RefSeq, a predicted model, not a curated record
AUGUCUACCGCGCAUAGGCCGACAUGGGACCCCGCUCAAGCAAAGGACGUGAAGGGGGGCUCCCGCCAGUUCUCUGUGCGCGACAUGGCUGCGCACACGAAACUCAAGUUUCGUCAGCCUGGUCAGACCGCCGUAAAUGAAGUCGCACGUCGUGAUCUGCGCGCGGAGCUACUCGUUGCUGAGCAAGAGGCGCGUGAGCGAAAACGCAAGGCAGAAGGAAAGCCCGCGCUCGCGGUGGAGAAUGGGCGCAAUGAUGAGGGUGAGGAUGCUAACAAGCGGCGGAAGUUGCUACAGGAGGCGUUGGCGCUGGACCGAGACGAUGAUGAGGAUGAGGAUGCAGGUGAAAAGGCGGAGAAGGAUAGUAGAGGAGGAAAGGGCGGAGACGACGACGCAGCUAAUGAAGAUGACGACGACGACGAUGAUGAUGAGGACGACGAGGAAGAUGACACAGCUGAGCUUCUUAGAGAGCUCGAGAAGAUUAAGCGUGAGCGAGCGGAGGAAAAGGCUCGGCAAGAGCAGGCACAAUCUGCGACUCAGGCUGCAGCACGAGAAGCAGAGAUUGCAACGGCGAAUCCGUUACUCAAUCUCGCUGCAGCACUGGGUCAAAAUCCAAAUGGUGUGAAUACUACUGUUCCCGGUACAUUCUCAGUGAAGCGGAGAUGGGAUGAUGACCUGAUAUUCAAGAACCAAGCCAUGAAUGCGCGAGACAAGGAUAAGGCUUCGGGUCACUUCGUGAAUGACCUCUUACGGACUGAAUUUCACAAGUGA